Lolium rigidum is the source of this 543-nucleotide messenger RNA. RefSeq names its product pectinesterase inhibitor 8-like. Lineage: Eukaryota; Viridiplantae; Streptophyta; Magnoliopsida; Poales; Poaceae. The record is from RefSeq and is a predicted model, not a curated record. The coding region runs from base 1 to 543 and encodes 180 amino acids. Gene Ontology annotation, molecular function: enzyme inhibitor activity. The transcript has a single exon.
AUGAAGCCUUCAACUGCUUGUUCGCUCGCCGUAGCUACCGCCCUCACGCUGAUGAGCGGCGUCGUCGAGGCAACGGUGGUCACGACCUGCAAGGCGGCGGCCGGUAGCGACGGCCGCGUGAACUACGACUUCUGCGUGGCGGAGCUGGGCAAACACCACGACAGCCCCAGCGCGGAUACCUGGGGCCUGGCCAAGGUGGCGGCCCUCACGGGCGUCGUUAACGCCGACAACGCGGUCUACGACAUCGAGGCCCUGCUGGCCAAGCACGGCACGGACGACGGCAGGGCGCGGGCAGCGCUGGGCCAGUGCCAGGAGCUGUACGACGGCAUGGGGUUCGCCUUCGCCGAAGCGCACGACGACAUCAACAGCCGCGACUACGCCGAGGGGAAGGAGAAGGCCGGGGAAGCCGCGGCUCUGGCGCACCGGUGCGACGACGCCUUCGCCAAGGCCGGCAUCCCAGUCACGUCGCCGGUCACGCAAUACAGCGACUACUCCGUGCAGAUAGCUGCCGUAUGCUCGGCCAUAACGAACCUCAUCGAGUGA